UAAGACUUGAUUUCGUUUCAGAGAAGUAUUCUCUGAUAGUCUCCAUAGUCUGUCUUGCCGAAAGAAGUCGUGAGAUAAACAAUAAUCAAUAAACAAUAGUGUCUGCAUAAUCAAUAAGAACAGGAAAUCCAAUGAAAAUAGUAGCUCUGUUUACGUGGUAGAGAUUUGACAAUCAUAUGUUAUAUUGUAAACAAGAGUAGACGUGUGAAACUGUAAACGAAAUGAAAGGUAUAUUGAUAUUCGAUCACUUGAAUGAUGUAUUGUUUGCAAAAUGCAAUAAAAAAUUCGCGAGUCACAUCUUGAAGCUGGCAAGGAUGCAAGGAUUGCUUGAUGAUGAUAAGGAUACCAGAGAUAUAGAAAAUUCCAUACUGAAUCGCAAUAUCAUAAUGCAGCUGUUUUCGCCUAUCGUUACCUCUCAGCAUGUAAUGGCUUCACAAUUUGGAAACUCCUAUACCUCUAUGAAAUUCGAAGAUGGAACCAACAUGGUAUUCGAUGAAUAUAUUGGCUAUACCUUCAUAUAUAUUGCCAUGAAAGAAAUAGAGCUCAUGAGACGCACGCUGGGAGUAUGUGUAUCCAUUGUACGGCAUGUGUGUGGUCCUGAUAUUGCAAUAUUGAAGACCAAUUGGCAGCAGGUGUGUCUGGUAUCUUCUUUACUGGAUGCAUGGUCUAAUUUAAGAAAUUGCGAACAGAGUGUACUUACGGAAGCGGUGGAACAGUUGUCUGUGAAUGCAGAAGUAGCUUCCUCAGUCCUCAAGGUGCUGCAUGAUGCCUGUGACAAGCUGAAGAGUUCGCAGCCCGAAUUUAGCAAUCUACAUGUACUACUCUUAGUGGGUUCUAAGUUUUUGUCACUGUAUUCCAGCAAGAACGCUCAUGAUUUGUACGCUUCGGAUAUUUUGUUGAUGAUACUACUGUGCUGGGUGAUAAAUAAUAAACGAAAGCAUGAUCGAUUGGAGGGUAAUGAUGAUAGUGAAAGUAAUGAUGAUGACAGUGAUAUUCUGUUACCAGAGAGUAGUGCUUCCAAAAGCGAUGAAACAAAAUUAAACUUUGGAGCUAAACUGGCUACUCCUACCUCAGAGGAUAUCACUAAUCUCUUUCGAGGUUCCAGAGACUCUUCCGUAAACGAAGGCCUUUCGUCCUUGACUGAUGAUGACCUUUAUAGUCGUUUGCUCCUUCUUGGCUGCCAACACAACUACACAGCUAAUGCAGUUCACAUCUUCGAAUUAUCAGACUCUAUCAAUUUGAUAACAAUCGUAGAAGCCACAAAUCUUUCCAUUUCUUCAGGAUUAUGUGACAGCUUCCAUUAUUUAAAUCUGAUAAACAAUCUGCAAUUUCAACGAGACAUCGACGAAUUAAAGCCUGCUUUUGAGAACCUCGAUAUAGCGAUAAGAAAAGUGCUGGAAGGAAUUAAAAAAAAUCGUUCUACUGUCAGUAAUGAUGUCGAUAUGUGUCAGAAGAGAUUGCAAACUAAGUGGGACUUUGUUCGAAAAAAGUAUAGCGACCUAUUGCGCUCCAGAGAUCUCGAAGUGGUUCUACAGAUUGAGGCCAAUAUUUCCGGUUUCCUGGAAACUCUAAAAGAAUUAUUACGUUUGACCUGUUUUGAUAGGAAUUUUCUAAAACAAGGAAUCGAUGUUCUGACGACAGUUGGUAGACUCGUAAGACAGAAGCUAAAUGAUUUCAGCGAUUUUCUGAAAGUUAAAGCCCUGAAGAACUUCACAUUAGGAUCUUCCCUAACUAUCAAUAAGUAUCUUGAAGAAUUUCCGGGUCUAGUACACUUCAUCUACAUCGACAGGACAACUCAUAGACUCGUUGCACCCACAUUAGAUUUCACGAGUACAGAGACACUUGCUCUCACAAUGAAAAAAAUUUGGAACAUGGUCGAGCAAAGUAGAAUGCAUUUACAAGAGGGUCAUUUAUCAGUUAUGUGGAAAGAUACCACAUUCAAUUAUUCCUACUUUCUAUGGUUUGAGGAUAAUUCUAGCUGUUCACCGCCGAAAUGUAAAGUCUAUCUCAAUUAUAUAAUGAAAAAUUUUCCAGUGCCUGGUAUACUUUGUGGAGAUUAUUACAGAAAACUAACCGAGACAUGUUUUCCCAAACUUUCACCGAGCAAGGUUCGGAUCUACGAACUAUAUUGCGUGCAUUUAGGAUUGACCACCUCGACUUGCGUUCUGGAACAUUCCCGAAGACUGGCAGCUACUAUCUGGGAAGUCACCGGGGUACCAAGCAAUUUUGCAGAUAUAUUCUAAAAUUGCGUUCCUCAAAUAAAAAUUUUUGAUUGGCACCAUGUCAUUCUUUAGAUCUCUUUAGAAGUAUUUGAAUUUGUGAUAUUUAUGUUAUAUCCUUACAUUUUCUUUUCUAAUUUCCAUUAUUUUUUUACGAUAUUUUAAUCCUUAAUAUACUUUCGUAAAAUUUCUAACAAAAUGAAAUAAAAAUGCAUUUCAAUUGAUAUACUAGUACUAAUUAUAAUAUAAUACAUAUUGUAUUUAAAUUUCUUAUUUUUGUAUUAUAAGAUUUCUAUUUCUUCACUGUGACUAUAUUAAAUUAUGAUGCUAGAAACGAAAAAUAAUGUAAACUUUUUUGUUCUUUUUCAAGUGAGGAAUCAGGAGCAUUAAUCACUAUAAAAAGUCAUAAAUUAACGAAAACUUCACACACACUUUAAAAAUAAUCCACUUUAAAAAAAUUUCAUUUACCUUUAUUAGUAUUCUCAAUUCUAGUUAGGUAUAUAUGGUGCAGCCAGAUAUAGUUAACUGAUAUUAAUUAUAUAAAUUAUUAAAUUAAAUUAUUAAUUAUUUUAUAUAAUACAAAAUACAAUAACCAUCAUUUUGCAGUUUAUUUUUAUUUACAAAGUAUUUUCAGUGUGUUAACUAAAAACUUUACACAUGUUAUUUUAUAGCAAAAUAUAUUUACUUUGUAUAGAAACUCAAUGGCACAAUAAACAAACUGAAUUAAGUGACAAACGUAAAAUAAGAAACAAAACAUAUAAUUAAUCUUUUGUCGAAGCCUUAAUCAAAUUUUCUCGAAUGUGUUUGCAGAAUUUAAGGCACCUAUAAAUAGAAUAAUUGAUACAAAAAUUGUUUUUAACCUCUUACAAUAAACAUAUUCCCCUCUUAAAGAUCAGGGACAUUAACGUCUCCAGAGAUGUCUUUUGAUCCUUUUUAACUAUGAGACUUCUCUCUCUUUUUUUUUUCUUUUUUAGAUUCUCUCAAAUUUUUUUCGAAUUCCUUCAAUCAUGUGCUUUGUACGACAUUAGAAUUUCCUUUUUUUUUUUUUAUUUUUUCAGGUUCUUUCAAA
Messenger RNA from Formica exsecta, 3288 nucleotides. RefSeq names its product Hermansky-Pudlak syndrome 1 protein homolog (gene HPS1). Gene Ontology annotation, cellular component: BLOC-3 complex. NCBI's taxonomy places the organism in Eukaryota, Metazoa, Arthropoda, Insecta, Hymenoptera, Formicidae. The coding region runs from base 222 to 2243 and encodes 673 amino acids. Gene Ontology annotation, biological process: vesicle-mediated transport. The record is from RefSeq and is a predicted model, not a curated record. The transcript is spliced from 8 exons. Gene Ontology annotation, molecular function: guanyl-nucleotide exchange factor activity.